GUACGAAAUCUCGCACAAGAAAAAACAAGACACCGAUUAGGUAGAGAAAGUUUUUAUUUUGAAUACCACACACUCGGAUGGAUUUCAAAAGGAAGCUCAAGACGGAUCGCGAUAGCGCCGGUGCGUAUACUAGUAAACUUUUCCGGUUCGAUUUACGUGAUGGACAGUACGACCGGCUGUUAAGGAAGAACUUUCGUAACAGUGACUAUCUACCGCAGUUGGGCUUAGGGAUACUGGAAUAUCGACCGAAAAGGUCGAAGUCCUGCGGCGGUGCAACAGGUGAACAGUUUGCAAACAUGUCGAGCACUAGUAACAACAACAACAAUUGUCCGAAGGGACGCAGUCCGCUAGCGAACGUGUCCAACCAUGCUCAGACUAUCGGCGCCUAUUCAGCUGCAAAUCAGACGAAUCCCAGUUUGACCCAGAACGGAAACGGUGAUGUGAAUCUGCGAAAAUACAUCAGCAUACUGAACGAUGAAAAGUUCUUCCUCUAUCGGAAGCGAACAGCUAAACAGCUGCCAGGGGAAGAUUAUUUCACCCGGUUAUCGGAUGAAAUGAUUUUGCAGGUCUUUCGCUGGUUGCCGAAGAAAACGCUAAUUCGCUGCAGUGAGGUUUCCAAGCGCUUCAAUCGGGUUGCCCAGGAUGAAACAUUGUGGACACGAUUGGAUCUUUCCUGUCGUUCUUUACGCGAAGGAGCCAUCGGACGGGUUAUCUCACGAGGAACUGUCAUUUUACGACUAGCACAGGCACACGUUUCCUUUCCGGUGUUUUCACCGUGCAGUGUGGAGCCUAACUUCCAGUCGAAGUUACAAUUUCUGGAUCUGAGUAUGUGCACAAUUGAGCCUGAUACACUGCAGCAGCUACUUUCUCACUGUCGAUCGUUGCGAAAGCUUAGCUUGGAAAACGUUCCGUUGAGUACCGGUUGCUGCAAUGAGAUAGCCGAAAACGAGAACCUAGAGGCCCUCAAUUUGACCAUGUGUGAGGGCUUAGAGUGCCACAAUGUAUUGAAAUUGUUGCAAAAGCUAACGAAGCUGCACAGCUUAAACAUUUCGUGGACACAUUUGUCCCGACAGUCGGUAGAGGUUCUGGUGACUCACGUAACACCGACUCUGCUGCGACUCAAUAUCGCCGGUUGUCGGCAAUCGAUGAGUGACGCUGCUCUGAACAAACUGAUAACCCGCUGUCCGGAUCUGUUGGAGCUGGAUUUAUCAGACUGUACGCAACUCUCCUCCGAGGCCAUUACUGUGGUGUGUAAGUUAAAGAAGCUGGAGUAUCUUUCGCUGUCGCGCUGCUAUAAUAUUAAUGUUACCUCCUAUUUAUCGCUAAGCGAACUGCACUCGCUCCUGUUUUUGGAUGUGUUUGGACUUCUUUCCGAUCAGGCUAUAGCGAUGCUACAGACAUCAUUUCCCGGCGUUGGGAUUAACAAGUUUAUGCACAGCUCCGUUGCUCGGCCUACCGUGGGUACACGCCGGACGUCGAUUUGGGGACUACGGACAAGGGACUGAUAGGCAAAUUGCCAUGUGGUUUGUACAUUGAGUUUAUUCAAAUGCUUUAAUAUUUAAUCUCAUGAUUCAAAUCAAUACACGUCUACGAGUAGAGGAUGAAUAAUGUAAUAAUAUUCGAUAACUGUA
This is a messenger RNA of Wyeomyia smithii (pitcher-plant mosquito), 1631 nucleotides long. RefSeq names its product S-phase kinase-associated protein 2 (gene Skp2). The record is from RefSeq and is a predicted model, not a curated record. Gene Ontology annotation, biological process: SCF-dependent proteasomal ubiquitin-dependent protein catabolic process. Gene Ontology annotation, molecular function: protein binding. Gene Ontology annotation, cellular component: SCF ubiquitin ligase complex. Lineage: Eukaryota; Metazoa; Arthropoda; Insecta; Diptera; Culicidae. The transcript has 4 exons. The coding region runs from base 78 to 1505 and encodes 475 amino acids.